AUGAGGGGCCUUAGGGGUCACAAAAACAAACUCGUUAACCGACUCAAGGUUAGGGAACUGCAUCCUUCAUUCGGUGCCGAAAUCUCCGGGGUUGAUGUAUCGAAGCCUGUCGCAGACGAUGUGUUUGACCAAAUUCUUGAAUUAUCCGCAAACUAUGGCGUUUUGGUCUUCCGUGCCACUGAUCUCGAUGACUCUAGCCAUGUCAAGCUUGCUCGGCGCUUUGGGCCUAUCUUUAGUAUGAGUCAGGUGCUCGCAGGUAAAAAGUCACGACUCGGCACUUAUGAGCUCGCGGACUUGAGUAAUGUCGACCCCGAGACUGGGAAGCCCGUUACUACCGGGGGACCUAACGCUCAAAUCGCCAAAGUUUCCUCUUUCCUACAUGCUGAUCUUGCAUACAACCAGCAACGUGCAUCAUGGAGUCUCCUAAGGGCGUAUGAGAUACCUCCCCCAGGGUAUGGCGGUGAUACAAUUUUCGCCGACACUAGAGCAGCAUUCCAAGACCUGGAUGAAAUCGAGUCGGGGUUGAAGGAGAGACUUUUGUCUAAGAAUUAUGUUGGUGUCCACUCGUGGCAUCAUGCUCUGAAGACAAGCAACCCGGACAUGUACCAAGAUUUAGACCCUUUCGACUACCCCAUGGCCAAGCACCAGCUAAUCGAGCUGCAUCAGCCGUCCAACAGAGUGAAUCUAUACAUUGGACUCUAUAUGCACCAUAUCGAAUGUGCGCCAGAAGAGGAAGACGAGAUGGCGGGACUACAGCACAAACUCAUGCAGCAUGCCGCCAAAGCGAAGUAUCAGCUGAAUGUGGAGUGGAAAAAUCCAGGUGACUUGAUUAUAUGGGACAAUAGAACUGUCAUGCAUAGAGCCGGUCCGGGUUCUUACGCUGGAAAGUUCAAAAGAGACUUGAGACGCGCAACUGUGCUCGAUGUCUGA
Colletotrichum truncatum is the source of this 930-nucleotide messenger RNA. RefSeq names its product alpha-ketoglutarate-dependent -dichlorophenoxyacetate. The record is from RefSeq and is a predicted model, not a curated record. NCBI's taxonomy places the organism in Eukaryota, Fungi, Ascomycota, Sordariomycetes, Glomerellales, Glomerellaceae. Gene Ontology annotation, molecular function: oxidoreductase activity.